Pseudophryne corroboree (corroboree frog) is the source of this 701-nucleotide messenger RNA. RefSeq names its product trypsin-like. The transcript is spliced from 4 exons. Bases 148 to 624 code for a protein of 158 amino acids. NCBI's taxonomy places the organism in Eukaryota, Metazoa, Chordata, Amphibia, Anura, Myobatrachidae. Gene Ontology annotation, molecular function: serine-type endopeptidase activity. Gene Ontology annotation, biological process: proteolysis. The record is from RefSeq and is a predicted model, not a curated record.
UCCCUGAAUGCAGGUUACCAUUUCUGUGGCGGGUCCCUGAUUAACCCUGUGUGGGUGGUCUCUGCUGCUCACUGCUACCAACCGCGCAUCCAGGUCCGGCUUGGAGAACACGAUAUUGGAGUUUUAGAGGGACCAGAACAAUUCAUUAUGUCAUCUACAGUAAUUCCCCACCCGCAGUACGACCCUUACGUCCUUGAUAACGACAUCAUGUUGGUCCGGCUCAGCAAACCCGCCAGGCUGAACACUCGGGUCCAAGCAGUCAGUCUGCCCACACACUGCGAGGUACCAGGUACCCGCUGUCUCAUCUCAGGAUGGGGGAACACUCUGAGCAAUGCAGACAAUUACCCUGAUCUUCUGCAGUGCCUCAUGGCACCCAUUUUGGGGCAUCAGGUGUGCCAUGAUGCCUAUCCAGGACAAGUCACGGAGAACAUGGUCUGCUUGGGUUACCUGGAAGGUGGAAAGGACUCCUGCCAGGGUGACUCUGGAGGUCCUGUGGUCUGUAAUGGGAGGCUGCAGGGUGUUGUGUCCUGGGGUUAUGGCUGCGCUUUGCCAGGAUACCCAGGUGUAUACACUAAGGUGUGUAACUAUGUGUCCUGGAUCGAGAACACAGUCAACAGCUAUUAGAUGCUUUGCGCAGAUGGAAAGAAGAGGUACCGAAGGCAUUCAGGGGAAAAUGCAAUAAAGACACAUUUGGCAACUGG